Culex quinquefasciatus (southern house mosquito) is the source of this 1360-nucleotide messenger RNA. RefSeq lists its product as uncharacterized. The record is from RefSeq and is a predicted model, not a curated record. NCBI's taxonomy places the organism in Eukaryota, Metazoa, Arthropoda, Insecta, Diptera, Culicidae. The coding region runs from base 120 to 1244 and encodes 374 amino acids. The transcript is spliced from 5 exons.
CUCGCCAGAGUUACAACAGUUAGAACCUUUUAGGAAUGGUUGCGGCGUUUUCGUAGACCUUUGUUAGUUAAGCUUAAUUUUUAGUACAAUAAUUUUAAGUAGUUUCAAUUAAAAUAACCAUGAAGAAUCUAUCGAGUACGUGUGUCUAUUGCAUUGCGUUGAUCGCAAUUGGACAUUGGAUUGAACUUAGGGCAGCGGAAGAACUUGAUCAAGGAGUGCAAAGUGUAGUGAACCAAGAAGACUCCACGGGAGUUCCGGACGAUGGAGGAGGAAGCAAAAGUGUAGUUCUUUCCCGAAAAAGACGUUUCCUACAGUUUCCGGAAGGAAGUUCCUUUCAAGUUGUGUACGAUCAAACCAUCCCGAUCAUCGGCAGCACUCUGCUGUUCACGGUGGGUGUCACGUGUGCGUUGGCGUGGCAACUGCCCAGCAUUUCCCUGCUAGAGAUCUUCAAGAUGCUCCAAAAUGAUCCCACGUUAGCGUUAGGACGUCGAAGGGACGAAAACGUCACUGGGACCAUCCUGAUUGAUACCAACUCCACCAAGAGUCACUUUGACAUGGACAACAAACACUCGUACUACUACACCGCCAACAGUCCCGGAGCGUACCCGGUCGGAUCGACGGGGACGAAAAACAUGUUGAGCUAUUACCAACAGCCAGGUCUGUCCAAUCGAGUUAAUUACUACACGAGUAGCAGUGGUCCUACGUGGCCACCGAAUACCGCCACCGGUGGGCCAGACUUUGGAAAAAUGCCGCCCAAUUUUUUGUCACCCUACAACUGGACCAGAAACGAUUGGAGCAACGUCGUGAACAGAUACCUUCAAACCUGGGUGCGGAACCAUCCGCCCAACUUCCAGUUCGGCCGGCGGCGGUUCUAUCCGGUGUUUGGCAAGCGCAGCAUCGACGCACACACCCACCCGGAGGACAAGUUCUUCCUGAACCAUCACCGUUCGACGCGGCACGAUCUGUACCAGAAGAUUGAGAAGUUCCUGGAAGCUCAGGGCAAACAUGGCCACCAUUGUGUACUUCGGGCCCUGUGUGAAAGUGGCCAACGAAGGGACGCCAACGAGCCGGAAUCCUUUCUACGAGAAAUAUUGAAGGCCGUUUUUAGUUUGCCCAGCACGCACGAGACCCCAGAGCAUCACGUUCACCGCAGGUACGACGAGGCCCAUACCCACGUGGGCGACUGCGCCGAGCGGUACUCGUUCUGCGCGGACAGCAUUUGGUCGGACAACUUCAUCUUCUAGCGGUUUUUGACGGCUUUGGCCGGGCGCAGUCGCCGGUCGGCUGUCAGUUAUUGGUGCCAAAUAUUUUUAAAAACAAGUGGAUUUUAUAUGUGUAAUAAAUAGGAAGAACGUUUGUA